Messenger RNA from Danaus chrysippus (African queen), 663 nucleotides. NCBI's taxonomy places the organism in Eukaryota, Metazoa, Arthropoda, Insecta, Lepidoptera, Nymphalidae. The record is from the annotation of a GenBank genome assembly.
AUGUCUUUGGCGGACAAGAUAUCAAUGCUUAUGGCGCGGCCAGGGGGCGACAAUGCCGCAAAAGAUGACGUUCCCUGGUGGAUGCGAUACGGUGCUCGAGGACUGGGAACAGUUGGCAGUGCAAUCGCCAUAUUCUUCGGUCUUCUGAACUGCUUCAGUUUAAUAUCUCUCAACACGUCGUGUCUGUUGGCCGGCGUGUGGCAGAUGCUAGCCGGCUUCAUAGUGAUGGUGUGCGAGGCGCCGUGCUGCUGCUUCUUCAUAGACUACAUACAGGUCCUGUCGGAUAAGGUCGAGUCCAGGCCCUACUGGCAGAAGGGAGCGCUGUAUGUGGGGCUGGCUCUGCCGCCUUUCUUCCUGUGUCUGUUCGCUACGAGCACCAUCCUCGGCAGCGGCAUAAUCUUGGGCACCGGCAUCUUAUACGGCAUGAUGGGACUCGGAAAGAAGGGCUCCAGGGACGACAUGGCGGCGAUGGCUGCGGGCGGGUCGACGCCCCCCGGCCCGCCCCAGGACAGCACCGUGACGCUCAUGGAGGACCCGGACGUGGCGUCGGUGGAGGAGAUGCGGACCGCUGCGUCCUUGGAGGCGGGCGCCAGCACCGUCCCUCGAGCGAAACUCGUCACCAACGAGCAGCCGUUCAGCUUCACCAGCCCCCCAGCCCAGUGA